CUGCUGCACGCCUGCUCACUGCUCUUUCCUUCUUGCUUCCCUUGCAGAGCACUACAAGCAUCACUGGUUUCCUGAGAAACCCUUCAAAGGCUCUGGGUAUCGCUGCAUUCGGAUCAAUCACAAAAUGGACCCCAUUAUCAGCAAGGCAGCUAGCCAGAUCGGACUCAGCUUACCGCAGCUCUACCAGCUCCUGCCCAGUGAGCUCACGCUCUGGGUGGAUCCCUACGAGGUCUCAUACCGCAUCGGUGAGGACGGCUCCAUCUGUGUCUUAUAUGAAGCGACUGCAACAAAACCUGUGAGCUCCUAUGGGAUGCUUACCUGUAAGAACCAGAUGAUGUUAGGUCGCACCAGUCCUUCCAAAAACUACAUCAUGACUGUCUCCAGCUAAAUCCUCCUCUUGUCCUUAUACUGCCAAGAUACAGGCUACUGUAUACCUCACCUGAGGAUCUAUUUUUAAGAUGAAGAGCUAUUUAUAUUUUUUAAAAAAAAUCAAAGAAAAUCCAAAAUUAAAAUAUUGGGCACUGCUUUGAACAGAAGCGGUGUUCUAGGUGCCUUUUUUAAAGCUGUUGCAAGCUUAUGGGUUUUUAUUAUGAAGCCGAUAUCUACCUAAUUAGUGUUGGAUGGCAAUUUUGGGCUGGCUUGCUCACUUGGGCAGCUUGAAAUGGAUGAGGGGGAAGAGCCAGGCUGGGAAGUGUGGCUUGGUGGUGGGAGAUGUCUGUGUCACCUUCUCACCAUCCUGGUACCCAACAGUAUUGCUGUAUUGCCAAGUAUUGCAAUCCUGUUGGAGAAGGGAUGAAGAAGUUGCUGUCUGUCUUCUGCUAACAACUUCACUCCCCAGCUGGUCUGAGCUCUUUGAGGCCUGGAUAUAGUGUUUGGGGGAACCUUGCCUCAGGGCUGGGUGAU
This is a messenger RNA of Cariama cristata (Red-legged seriema), 903 nucleotides long. It is a transcript of the gene BTG2, whose product is annotated as BTG family, member 2. Gene Ontology annotation, biological process: negative regulation of cell population proliferation; negative regulation of mitotic cell cycle. The annotation marks the transcript as partial. The transcript has a single exon. The record is from RefSeq and is a predicted model, not a curated record. NCBI's taxonomy places the organism in Eukaryota, Metazoa, Chordata, Aves, Cariamiformes, Cariamidae. Gene Ontology annotation, cellular component: cytoplasm; nucleus.